UGAAUUUGGAGGUCGAGUAUGCGGGAUUUGUUUAUUUAUGUAGUACAUUCCUGAUAGGAAAGAAGAGCUUUGAUUGGUAGAAAAUAUUUUCAGUGUUUGCAUGUGUGGUAUGUGAAUUACGUGUGUAAGUGAGUUGAGAGUAGUGAGGAGUAUGAGUCGGUAGUGCACACGGACACAUUUCAGUCACGGGUUCACCCACGGAGAUUUUGUAUGAUAUAGGUAUAGACUGAGUGGAAAUACUGAAGGCGGGAGGUACGAGGACCAGCGAGUUUAGCCGACGCGAAAUACCCGACAAUUGACGAGGCGUCGAGGGGCCGGAUAAGGGAGACAUUGGCUGUUCUCAUGGGUGUACAGCUUCCCCUUUCUCAUUUUUCUCGAGCAAUCGAUAUAUAUAUUAUUCCGGCGAAUAAUUAUUUCAAUUUAGAUUUUUUUUCAUUUUAAAAAUAAAUUCCAUCCGUAUCCCUCUAUUUGGGUUUCAUCGAAAUUGAUUCGAUGUCAAUGUCAGUUCCAACCCGCAGCGAGUUAUUAUUAUGUCUACUAUUCAUUAUGUUUUGAUUUGAUAUAUGUAUUUAAAAUAAAAGCAUGAUUUUUACUACACACAUUCAAUUGAGGAGUAAAAGUUGUACAAUAUCUUAUAUGGAUGGAUGGACCAGGUACUAUAACAUGGGAAGAAUUUGUUGAGAAUGCGAAAAGUUUUGCCCGAGUUUCAGAUGAAAUUUUGGACAGUUGGGAACUCCGUGGUGACAAGGAUGUACCUGCUCAGGCUUAUUUAGCACGUCGGGUAAAGACCUUUGUAACACGAGACUACUUAGAUUAUCAGGAUAAUGUCGAAUCUACAAAAAAAUUAAUUAAAAAGGAUGGGCUUAAUGAUGAUGAUGACUUAAAUGCUGUUGAUGAUCCUUUCGAAGCUAAAAACAAUUUAGAAGUCCCAUUUAUCACGGAACAUCACAUACUUUGGUCCAUGAGUUAUAGCGUACCUGUACUAUUCUUCAAUGCUUGGAUCUCUGACUUUCCGGGAGUCAAUCCUAUUAACGUCGAGUUAGCACACAAGCUUGUACAUCACAAUGAUACGAGUCUGGGAUAUACCGAGUUGUCACAGGCGAUUCAUCCGAUUCUCGGUACGCCGUUUCUUCAGCUUCAUCCUUGUAUGUCGAAGGAAUUAAUUCAAAAUACAUCAAAGAGCAAAAAUAAAUUGGUAAGCUGGCUCAGCGCUGUGUCACCUGCUGCAUUAAAUCUACAAAUUGGAAAUGAGUAUUUCAAGCUAACGAAUUCCGAUUAUUAGUUAAUAAUUACUGGAAUUAUUAUGCUGAUAAAAAAUUUUAGUAUCUGAUAAUUCUUUUGAUCAGUUAAAUUGAUUUUAUAAUUAAUUGAAUAAUAUAUUACUCAUAUAGGAAUAUAUGUCAUAGAAGAUCAGAUAUACAUAUAAAUAAAUCAAUCAUUCAUUGCUCUUUCUACAUAUGUACAAAAUAGUACCAGGACAACCGCCAUCGAUGCGUUUGCAAAUGAUGAGAUUAUUGAUCCUAUGAGUGAAUGCGCGUGUCUGUUUUAUCAUUAUACAUAUAUUUGUUACGUGAAUAGAAUCCUGCACUUAGAUUUUUGAAUUACAUGCUGAUAGAUUUGACACAGUAAGAUUUUUUUAAAAAUAAAAUUUCUGAAUUAAUUCUGAAAACGAUAAAAAACUUUUU
Messenger RNA from Cotesia glomerata, 1685 nucleotides. RefSeq names its product ubiquitin-like-conjugating enzyme ATG10 (gene Atg10). Lineage: Eukaryota; Metazoa; Arthropoda; Insecta; Hymenoptera; Braconidae. Gene Ontology annotation, biological process: protein lipidation; macroautophagy; protein modification by small protein conjugation. Bases 641 to 1282 code for a protein of 213 amino acids. The record is from RefSeq and is a predicted model, not a curated record. Gene Ontology annotation, molecular function: Atg12 transferase activity. Gene Ontology annotation, cellular component: intracellular anatomical structure. The transcript has 5 exons.